UCCUGAAAUCACAGUGACUUCAGUUCACGCUCAUGUGAAUGCUAGGAGUAGCCACACUAAAGAAAAAAGAAACAAAGGUAUAUAGCAGAGUCAGAAGUAAGAGACAAAUAACAGCCAAAUGCUACCGAACAAUGAACACAGCAUAUUUCAAAACAGCAGGAUGGAGUUAGUGAAUUUACAAACAGAGCAACCUGUUAAGAAAAGCACACUUUUGAAAUACAAGAUACUAAGUGGAGUUCUCUUGGUUUCUUUGGUGGUUAUAUCACUUGGACUAGGUUUGGGACUAGGACUUAAACGUGAAGCUCAGGUGCAAGUCAGCUGCAGAAGCAGAUGUGAUGAAACAUUUAACAAAGAUCUGGUGGGUUGCCAGUGUGAUAGUGGCUGUAAAGAACGUCAAAAUUGCUGCUGGGAUUAUGAGGCUAUUUGCUUGGAACCAGUUCAAACUUGGUCGUGUACUAAACUCCGUUGUGGUGAGAGACAGAUAUCAGGAAGCCUCUGUUCUUGUUCUGAAGACUGCUUAGAGAAGAAAACCUGCUGUGUGAACUACAGAAGCGUUUGCAAAGGUGAAAUGAGCUGGGUGGAAGAAAAAUGUCCAUCACUUGAUAGUCCGCAGUGCCCAGAAGGGUUUGAUCUGCCACCACUUAUCCUCUUUUCGAUGGAUGGCUUUAGAGCCGAAUAUUUACAAACAUGGAGUUCUUUAUUGCCAAAUAUUGAAAAACUCAAGACAUGUGGCACACAUACAAAGUACAUGAGAGCUGUGUACCCCACCAAAACCUUCCCAAACCACUACACUAUUGUCACAGGUUUGUACCCAGAAUCUCAUGGCAUCAUUGACAACAACAUGUACGAUGUAAACUUGGACCAGAGUUUUUCACUUUCUGGAAACGCCAAAUUCGACCCCAUCUGGUGGAAAGGAGAACCAAUCUGGCUGACAGCAAUGAGCCAGAGUUUGAAGGCUGGCACCUUCUUUUGGCCCGGAUCAGAUGUUCUUAUUAAUGGAACAUAUCCUACUUUCUUUAGGAUGUACAACAAAUCUGUUACGUAUCAAGAGAGAAUUUCACAAAUACUGAAUUGGCUUGAUUCUCCCAAAUCUGAAAGGCCUGAUUUCUACACCUUGUAUAUUGAAGAACCUGAUUCUUCUGGACACUUGUUUGGACCAGUUAGUGCUGGAGUAAUUAAAGCCUUGCAGUUAGCAGAUCAGACAUUAGGAAUGUUAAUGGAAGGAUUAAAACAGCAGAAUCUGCACAACUGCGUAAACCUCAUUGUUUUAGCUGAUCAUGGGAUGGAAAAGACCUUCUGCAACAAACUAGAAUACAUGACGGAUUAUUUAAAUAAAAUUAAUUUCUACAUGUAUAUGGGGCCCGCAGCUCGCAUUCGGGCUUACAGAGUUCCAGAGGACUACUUUACUUUUGAUUCUGAAGGAAUUGUUAAAAAUCUAACAUGCAGAAAGCCCAACCAGCAUUUCAAGCCCUACUUGACACCCAACUUGCCAAAGCGAUUCCAUUAUGCUUAUAACACUCGCAUCGACAAAGUUCAUCUUUUGGUUGACCGACAGUGGCUGGCUGUUAAGAAUAAAAAAUAUACAUUUUGUGAUGGAGGCAACCAUGGCUAUGACAAUGAGUUUAAAAGUAUGGAGGCCAUUUUCUUAGCAUAUGGUCCGAGUUUCAAGGAGAAAACUGAAGUGGAGCCUUUUGAAAACAUAGAAGUUUACAAUCUAAUGUGUGAUCUGCUGCAUAUUAAACCCACACCAAACAAUGGAACACAUGGCAGCUUAAACCAUCUUUUGAAGAUACCCUUUUUCAAUCCAUCAUUUCCACAAGAAGUGUCAUCACCUUCUUCAUGUCCCUUUACCAGUACAGUUCCUUUAGAUAAUUUAGGGUGCACAUUUCCCUCAGUGGGAUUGGAAUUGAUAAAUCAACAGUUAAAUCUCAGCACAGAAGAAAUGAAGAAGGCGGAGACUUAUCAUUUGCCCUAUGGGAGACCCCAUGUUUUACAGAAGCAAAACAACUACUGCCUCCUUUACCAUCAUGGGUACGUGAGUGGAUACAGUCACACCAUCUGGAUGCCACUGUGGAGUGCAUACACUAUCAAUAAAACUCAGGGAGAUGUUUCUUCUCUUCCUCCCACUGGCUCCGACCGUCUGCGGGCUGAUGUUAGAAUCCCUGCUGCUCAGAGCCAAAAUUGCUCCAGCUACCAGCCUGACCUGAAUAUCACCCACGGUUUCCUUUAUCCUCCCAACUACAACUCAACCGCUUCUGAACAAUAUGAUGCUUUACUUACCAGCAAUAUUGUCCCCAUGUAUGCCCAAUUCAAAAAAAUAUGGAACUACUUGCACGAUGUGCUGCUCCUAAAGUAUGCUGCAGAGAGGAAUGGACUGAAUGUGGUUAGUGGACCAGUAUUUGAUUACAAUUAUGAUGGCCAUUUUGAUACUCUUGCUGAAAUUACAGAGCAUGUCAAAAACACAGAAAUCCCAAUCCCAACCCAUUAUUUUGUGGUGCUGACUAGCUGCAAGAACCAGUCCACUACUCCACUGAAUUGCCCAGGCUCCUUGGAUGUUUUGUCUUUUAUCAUUCCUCAUCGACCUGACAAUAGUGAAAGCUGUGCUGAUAAUCAACCAGAGACCCAGUGGGUUGAAGUAAGACUUCAGGCUCAUGCAGCACGUGUCCGAGAUGUGGAGCUUCUAACUGGGCUUGACUUUUACUGGAGCCAGCCCCUCCCUGAGAUCUUACAGUUAAAGACAUUUUUGCCAACAUUUGAGACUGAAAUUAACUGAGUACGUGCCAAAUGCUACUAAUUUGGAAAAAUAAAUCUAAGUAAACUGGCCUUUUCUUUGCUAAUGGAUUAUGCAGGAAACAUUACUAGAGCUCUUCAGGUAAUGAAGAGAAGACAGCAGAAGCCAUCACUUUAUUUUGCUUUUUCUCCAAUUUCAAAUUUUUCUGUCAUUUAUUUACCUUUAAAUUGUGCCAAAUGGUCAACUCAAGGCAAAUUUGUCUCCUCACCUCUGAGCCAAGCUUUCAGUAUAGAGAAGAUUUUAUAUCCAUGGAUCUCUAAAAAAUGCAAAUGAUCUAUCUUGUAGAUUCACAAUAAAAAAUUACUGAAGUGGAGAACUUGGCAUUUUAAAACUUAAGGAAAAAUAUCUCUGCAGUGAAGACCGAAAGGAAACCCAGUUUGUGUAGACAGUGUUUUUCCCAGUUGCGUUUGUCAGGAAAUAUUCUGGUUGUCUACAAUUGCUCUGCUGACCAUCCCUUAUCUCUUCUGUGAUUUCACAUUGACUCUCAAACAAUCUGAAUAUGGAUUUUAUACGCUUAAGAUAUCAGCUUAUUUUUUUAUCACAUGAGUAAAUGCCUCACACCUGCACUUUAAAGACAUAAAAUUAUAAUAAAUGGUCUUUUUCCAUAGCA
Molecule: messenger RNA, 3401 nt
Organism: Gavialis gangeticus (Gharial)
Lineage: Eukaryota; Metazoa; Chordata; Crocodylia; Gavialidae
Gene: ENPP3
Product: ectonucleotide pyrophosphatase/phosphodiesterase 3
Exons: 25
Coding region: 119-2773 (884 amino acids)
Biological process (GO): nucleoside triphosphate catabolic process
Molecular function (GO): metal ion binding; nucleic acid binding; nucleoside triphosphate diphosphatase activity
Source: RefSeq, a predicted model, not a curated record